ACUUGUGCUUCUUUCCACAAUGUGUUGAGAUAUAUAUCGACUCCUUAUUUUAUCUUGAAUUCAGCCUAUGAUGUAUUUCAAUUCCAUCAUAUAUUGGUGCCACCUUCUGCUAAUAUGCAUGGACAUUGGAACAAGUGCAAAUUGGACCCAGCAGCAUGCACACCACUCCAAAUCGCCAUAUUUCAAGAUUUUAGGCUCGACAUGCUUGCAACUUUGAGACCUUUCGCAAUCUAUUUGGGAAGAGGAGGAAUGUUCAUAAACUCAUGUUUUGCUCACUGCCAAAGUGAAUCACAAGAUACGUGGUUUGAAGAUGAUUCCCCAAGAAUAAACAAGACAAUUGCAGAAGCAGUUGGUGAUUGGUAUUUUAGCAGAAAAAGAAGCAAGGAAAUAGACUAUCCAUACCCAUGUGACACAACUUGUCACAAUCUUAUACCAUAUCCUCGUGGCCAAUAGAAGAUUAAAUUCAAAAGUUUUCAACUCUUACACCAGCUUUUCUGCCUCUCAUAGUAAAGUUAUUCUCUAAGAAAGGGUUCAAGGACCAUUUUUCAAGUACAGAAGAUACACAAGUAUACAGCUAUCAAGCAUGCAGCAGAAGCUUGACGAUCUAUGUGAGCAAUUAAAUAGCACUAAAGAGCUCUCAACGGCUACCUUCAACAAAUUAUCAAACAAGGAUGGAGAAUUGCAAUUGAGUGAGGCGUUUGGCUCUGAGAAAAUCAGGUUUGUUGAUUGUAGUUGUUGGCAUUGUGAACAACAUCAUGACCUUUUCAAUGAAUUGGUGACUAUGAAGCUCUUCUGUUUACU
Molecule: messenger RNA, 801 nt
Organism: Arachis ipaensis
Lineage: Eukaryota; Viridiplantae; Streptophyta; Magnoliopsida; Fabales; Fabaceae
Source: RefSeq, a predicted model, not a curated record